Cebus imitator (Panamanian white-faced capuchin) is the source of this 1041-nucleotide messenger RNA. It is a transcript of the gene MRPS34, whose product is annotated as mitochondrial ribosomal protein S34. Gene Ontology annotation, biological process: mitochondrial translation. The record is from RefSeq and is a predicted model, not a curated record. Lineage: Eukaryota; Metazoa; Chordata; Mammalia; Primates; Cebidae. Gene Ontology annotation, cellular component: mitochondrion; mitochondrial small ribosomal subunit. The coding region runs from base 67 to 723 and encodes 218 amino acids. Gene Ontology annotation, molecular function: structural constituent of ribosome. The transcript has 3 exons.
CGGGCGGGCCUGGGGGCGCGCGGCGGCAGCAGUUUCCGGCCGGAGCGCUGAGGGGUUGGCCCCACCAUGGCGCGGAAGAAGGUGCGUCCGCGGCUGAUCGCGGAGCUGGCACGCCGCGUGCGCGCCCUGCGGGAGCAGCAAAACCGGCCGCGCGACUCGCAGCUCUACGCCCUGGACUACGAGUCCCUGACGCGGCCGUUCUCCGGACGGCGGCUGCCGGUCCGGGCCUGGGUCGACGUGCGCCGCGAGAGCCGCCUCCUGCAGCUGCUCAACCGCCUCCCGCUCUUCGGCCUGGGCCGCCUGGUCACGCGCAAGUCCUGGCUGUGGCAGCACGACGAGCCGUGCUACUGGCGCCUUACGCGGGUGCAGCCCGAUCACACGGCACAGAAUUUGGACCACGGGAAGGCCUGGGGCAUCCUGACCUUCAAAGGUAAGACGGAGAGCGAGGCGCGGGAGAUCGAACACGUCAUGUACCAUGACUGGCGGCUCGUGCCCAAGCACGAGGAGGAGGCCUUCACCGCGUUCACGCCGGCGCCCGAGGACAGCCUGCCCUCCGUGCCGUACCCCCCGCUCCUCCGGGCUAUGAUUCUCGCAGAACGACAGAAAAAUGGAGACACAAGCACCGAAGAGCCCAUGCUGAAUGUGCAGAGGAUACGCGUAGAACCCUGGGAUUACCCUGCAAAACAGGAGACCAAAGGAAGGGCCAAGGGCACCCCGGUCUAGAACGCCAGAGCCAGCGGGUGGCCUGAGGGGCUGUGAGGUCGUGGGGACCUUGCUGAUGAAGGAAACCGUCCUUGCGUUACACCUGAGUCCGCCCCCGGAGUUGGGAGUUCCCCCUCCGAGACGUGUUCUGACGGUCUGCAUCGUAGUGGGGAGGGCUGGGGCAAAUCGCCAACUGUCUUUCCUCUGGCCCUGCCGCCCCAACACCCAACUCGGAGGGCACGCUGGGGAAAGCGGGAAGUGCUGGUCCCCUUCCCCCAUUGGAGCUCUUUCUGGUGGGAUCCAGGCAGAAACUGUGAAAGAGAAUAAACGGGGAAAGAA